AUGGAUGAUUGGAUUGGUUCUGGGCUCAGCCUGGGGCUCAGUGGAGGAUUUGGCACGCUGGUGGGGCUGAUAUUCGCCGACUCAGACCCGCUCUUCGCCAAGGCCAAGGCAGCAAAAACCGCCCUCAAGCUCACCCUCAAAACUACGCCUCUGGUGUUGGGACCUCACCGAGAGACGGCCGAGAUUCUCGUGGCAGUUUCAGAUGGCGAUAUCGUUCUGCUAGAAGGAAUUCUUCGCAAACACCCCGAGAUCUCCAAUGCCAUCUAUCCUGAGGAAGGUGGACUUACACCGUUGAUCGCGGCGGUUGUGUUUGGCCAUACUGAGCUUAUCGAAAGAAUAUUGAAUGCGGGGGCAGACCCCGACCUUGCUGAUACCUUAGUGUUUUAUCUGCCAUUGAUGUGGGCUAUACACUUCGAUAACCUUGAUGCCGUGAAAAAACUUCUAGAGCACCAAGCCGACCCUCAUUUGACUCCGGAAGGCCAGAAUCUGAGUCCCGUUGAUCUUGUCAAACUUGAUAAGCCGGAAAUCUAUAAUUAUUUCCAAACACAUGGUCUUCUUAGACCCGUCUCCGGCGGCGCUGAUUAUUACCAAGAAGAUAAUAAUUUUAACGACAUCUCUUCUCGGUUGGCACAGACACAGUUAUCGCCAACAACGGUGGAAUACCCUUCCGAUGAAGAACUGGUUCCUGACGAGGAUCUGGAGGAAUACCUCGGCACGGAUCACACAUUGGUUGCAUUAAAAGAAUUUGACUAUGACAGUUUAGCUCGUGACGAAUAUAUCAAAUUCACCGAUCUGGACAUGCCACAGCUCUUAGACUACAUGUUCAACCUACGCACUAAGCAUACCAAAUUCCAGCACGACGCAAAGUAUCCUGCAGCAAUUCUUUUCCAACUUUUGCGGUACGCAGACCAAGGGGUCCAAUCGAAAGAGUUUACCGAGUUUAUAUUUCAUUGCUUCAUCACUCGGUUGAGCAGCGUGACCGACACCGAACUGGGAGUUUAUAAUAUGGCAACAUUCAUCGAGACCGGGGGCCACGAUAUUGUUUUGACCAGCUACUGGUUGGCGGUGAUCCAAUUUCUUCAUUUUUACUUGAUGAAGGGCCAUUUUUAUCCCAAAUACCCUAAGUUUCUUCAGGAACUCAUCAUGAUGACGCGGCUGUUGGUUGUGGUACUUCUGUUCCUGAUCAACCUGCGCUUAGACAAACUCGUCGACUCUUGCAUCUUGGACUUUACCCUGUUGGUGGACGUAAAGGAGGUGAUGUACGCUCGUGACUGGAACUUCUACCGUCAGAAAAAGAAGCAUCCGAACCUGUUUGACGACAUUGUACAAAUGUUGUACCCGCCCCUGAUCACGGAGUUAAUGAAGCCGCUGCCAUUACGUUAUUUGCAAGUGUUGGGUGCCCUUGAUUACGUUCUUCGCAUUCAUAACAUUGAUAACAUAGUUCGAAUGAUGGCUUUCUCUCAGGUCUUCUACUACUCGAAUGCCACCAUCUUCAACAAAAUCAUGUCGCUGUCGAAGUACUGUACUCGAACUAAAGCUGUACAGAUUCGACUUAAUCUUUCAGCGAUUGAGGAUUGGUUGCGUACGCAUCUGUUCAAAGCUGAGAAAAAUCGCAUUGGUGGGAUUGAAGCUUUGAUUGAUGGAACUCACCACACUAUAAACUCAUUGCUCAAGCCUGAGGAGGGCGAUGCAGAACACCCUGGAAUGGACCCUCACUACUUAGACUUUUAUUACAACCUGUUGUACAAGGUGGGCAAAAUCCAAUUCAACCCGUUGAUCGAACUAUUACAAUGGCUCCAGGUUAUGCUGUCAUGUACUGAUCAGGAGUUCUUGAUUACAACCCUUAACCAAUUUGAUGACCUCAAUUACUACCAAUAUUAUAAGGUGAUGAACAAACUUUAUAAGUAUGAGGUGGAUGAACCCAAGUUGCCGAAGAAGCUUCGCGAAUACGUCAAGCAGUUAUCAGUUCAACAGGGUCCGGCGCAAGUGGAGGCAUCUCACAUGCACUACAUGACUCAAACAACUUUCUUAACCAAGGAGGAAUACAUCUAUCUCAAUCCUAACUGGAUUUUUGAUGUGGCAUUACCGAACCUAGCAGAGAUGAUAAACCGGUUUGGCCUGGGUAUUGGUGGCGUGAGAGUUCUUCGUGGUAAAAAGUACCAACCUCUGUUGCCCAUGGUAUUGAUGGACGACGUCGAUGAAAUCAUUCAAGAAAAUGCUUCGGCUAGAGCCUACGAAGUGGACGAUGGAAAUGCUGUAGAGGUGGAAGAUGAAGAUGAAGAUGACGAUUACGAUAAAGAUGGUGAAGAGGCAAGAGACGAGGCCGAACGCGAUGAUGACAGUACUAACAGCGAAAAGCUCGAUACUGAAAAUGGCAGCGACAAUACGUACCACGGGGACGAAAUUUUCAAGAACGUUCAAAUGCCAGAUUCUCUUAUUCAUCGGACAUGGACAUCCAAUCUAGCCAGUGAGUUCGAAGAAAACCCCUGGUAG
This is a messenger RNA of Diutina rugosa, 2493 nucleotides long. RefSeq lists its product as uncharacterized. The record is from RefSeq and is a predicted model, not a curated record. The transcript has a single exon. Gene Ontology annotation, molecular function: GTPase binding. NCBI's taxonomy places the organism in Eukaryota, Fungi, Ascomycota, Pichiomycetes, Serinales, Debaryomycetaceae. Bases 1 to 2493 code for a protein of 830 amino acids.